Molecule: messenger RNA, 741 nt
Organism: Rhodotorula toruloides NP11
Lineage: Eukaryota; Fungi; Basidiomycota; Microbotryomycetes; Sporidiobolales; Sporidiobolaceae
Exons: 6
Coding region: 1-741 (246 amino acids)
Source: RefSeq, a predicted model, not a curated record
AUGCCACCGCGCCCAACUCCCUCCUUACUCUUCCCCGACGACGCCAACGCCUCAGCAGACGAGAUCCCCCCGCUCGCGUUCGAAUACGAGGACGAGGUGCGGGGUGUUUUGGACAGGUUGAAGGGGGAGUUGGAGGAGCGUAUGGGGGCUGGGGCUGGAGCGGGUGCGGCGAAGGUUAAAUGGAGGGGGAAGGAGAAGGCUGUGCAGUUGGAUGACCAGCAGAGGAAGAGGAUGGAGGAGAUGGUGCGGAAGUUCUACACGAAAAUGGAGGCUGUCAUCCUUUCCAACUGCACGAUCGGUGGCCUCUCCUGGUCAGAAUACGAAAAGAAGAAGAAGCGAGGCGAGGUCGGCAAGACGCAGCCUUUCGACGAGAACCUUCACCAGCGGGUGUUGAACUAUCAGAACGAGUUGUUUGAUGCACGGGAAGUGAACGCGAGGGAGCGGGUGGACGCGCCAACUCGGACUGCGCAGUAUAUUCAAGAGAUUGUCAACAUCGACAAGGACCACCUCGCCAAGCUCGAAGAAGCGCAGAUCGACGUGCCGGAGGAAGUCAGCCUGCCGAAGCCGCGGUCAAGGAAGAGUCUGGGUGGAGCUGUCGACGCACCGACGGCUGUGCAGGCGCAAGAGUACUUCGAGGAGGGCGAGCAGGCGCUCGACAAGCUGCUCGAGGACGUGCCGAAGCUCGCGACAGCUGCCGACGAAGCUCGCAAGGUCGCUCUCGACGCCGCGAACAUCCAGUAA